GAUGUGGCGACAGUGUGUGACAGCAGAAAAGUUAAGGUGAAAGUGCACAUGUGCCUCAGUUGACUGAAGCAGAGACAGAUGGACACAUGGUAAGGACACAGUCUAGUGAUCUACACUUAUUCUUUAGCGUGUGUGAUGGUGUGGCUCAUUCGUUUGCUUUUUCAGGGGAAUUCAAAGCCUGAGGAUAAUUUUGGAAGACGACUGAUCAUGAGAUAUUACUUCAUUCUUUUGCUUUCCUCAACAAUAUUCUGCUCCUCGGAUGUGUCCUCUAAUGUGGAUGUUGUUCAGGAAGACGUAAAAGUAGUUCGAGCUGGAGAGGAUGUAAAUCUUACUUGCAGCUUUUCAAAGCUUCUGCAAUCAACAAGAGCAUGGUUUAAACGGACAUCCAAUGGAAAAUCCAUACAAAUUGUAUCUCUAUAUUUAAAUCAACAACCCAGCUGGAAUAAGGACUUUGAGAAAAUGAACCGUUUUAAUGUUUCCAAAGGAGAUGAUCAUUUUAAUCUGAUCAUUUUACAGACAAAGCCUUCAGACUCAGCAACAUAUUAUUGUGUCGUCGCAUCAUAUUACAGCAUUGGAAUGAGUGCAGGCACUAGAUUAUUUUUUAAAGCUGGACACACAUCUCUUCAGCAGUCUUUGAUAGACACGCUUCAUCCAGGGGAUUCUGUGAAUUUGCAGUGCAGCAUCUUCAGUGAGAGUUGUGGAGAAUACAGCGUCUACUGGUUCAGACAAAGCUUGGGAGACUCUCAAGGAGUCCUUUACACCAAAGGAGAGAGAAAUGGCCAGUGUAAGAACAGCAGUGAGUCUCAAACACAGAGCUGCGUCUACAAUCUCCUCAAGAGCAACAUCAGUGACUCUGAUGCUGGGAUUUACUACUGCGCUGUGGCCGCAUGUGGAGAGAUACUGUUUGGAAAAGGAACUCAACUCAAGUUUAGAGUAAGUGGUGAUUUGAAUCCAACUCUUCUUGCUCUUGGAAUUUCAAACAUUAUAUUUUUUGCUCUUGUUGUUUUUCUGGGAAUAAAACUAUUCAGGGGUCAGAAUAAAGUGCUCAAACCUCAAGAGAAUCAAAAUGAAGACAGCAUGAAUUACGCAGCCAUUAGCUUUGGUCAGAAACCUCUGAACACUAGAAGGACCAAAUCAAAGGUCAUUCAGGAGCAGUCUCUGUACGCUCAGGUCAGAUCACAGCAGUAACAUCCAGAGAGGGGCAUUUCACUUCGACACAAAUAUUUUCAUCAUGAGCUUAUAACAUCAAUUUAAUUCAAUUUGUCAGAAUAAUUUUGGUAACUUCUCCUACAUUUUAUGAGUUGACUGUCGUCCUCUGAAAAUUAAACCUAGAGUAUAGUCUGA
This is a messenger RNA of Rhinichthys klamathensis goyatoka, 1344 nucleotides long. RefSeq lists its product as uncharacterized. Gene Ontology annotation, biological process: response to bacterium. Lineage: Eukaryota; Metazoa; Chordata; Actinopteri; Cypriniformes; Leuciscidae. The transcript has 6 exons. The record is from RefSeq and is a predicted model, not a curated record. The coding region runs from base 136 to 1188 and encodes 350 amino acids.